Molecule: messenger RNA, 1754 nt
Organism: Halichondria panicea
Lineage: Eukaryota; Metazoa; Porifera; Demospongiae; Suberitida; Halichondriidae
Product: transforming growth factor-beta-induced protein ig-h3-like
Exons: 5
Coding region: 56-1579 (507 amino acids)
Biological process (GO): extracellular matrix organization; cell adhesion
Cellular component (GO): extracellular matrix
Molecular function (GO): cell adhesion molecule binding
Source: RefSeq, a predicted model, not a curated record
ACUGUACAUUGCUAGUGUAUAAAAGUAGCUGGAAGAGCUAAUCCAAUCAUUCUGCAUGCAAGUAGUCAAGUCAAACUACUCAACAAUGGCAACUCUACGAUUUGUAAUGCUUUGCAUUGCACUGUUUGCUGGUGUCGCUAAUGCACAUGGAUAUAGAUAUAAACCACCAACUGGUCUUCCCGACGGAGCACAGCUUGGGGACAGCUGCACCCCCAGAGGACAACCUAGAAGAUGUGGAGAGGCAACUUUUCUUGGGCAAACUGAGACUGAGCUGAACGAAACAGAUGGAAUCGAAGGACCAAACGUGUGUCGAGUGUCCAAGAUGUACAUGCAGCAAACACGGGGCUACACAUAUCAAGAGUUUUGCUACAGAUUUGGAGGUCGUCGUCAUUGUUUUACUGGCUGUUAUGCCACUAAUCAAUGCAAUGGUACGAUGGUCAACUUCACCAAGAACUCUAUUGAUUGUUGUGAUGGAUUUGCUCAAGGUGAAUCCAUGGAGUCAGAGGCUGGGGCAGCUGGAGAGAGUUUUGGUUUCUUUAGGAGAUAUAAGAAUCGCAAUUCCCUGAGAACUGAGGGAUGCCCUGUCAUGCUUAGGGAAAACAUUAUGGAUUGUUUGGAGGAGCUGGCUCUAAAUGAAUUCCUGACAGAAACUAAUGAACUGCCAGACAUUAUUGAGAGAUUUGAGUCAGAAACUGACCCAAUUACAGUGUUUGCUCUUUCCAAUGAAGCAUUUGCAGGUCUGGACGAUAUUACACGAGCUCUGCUGUUCAGUAAUAUUGCCAGAGAGACAACAACUUCUGCACAUAUCGGAGAAGGAAGCGUUCCAAAGAAUAGAUUGUUCAAUGGCCAGCGGAUACAAACACUAGCCUCCAAUGUGUCUCUCCAUAUUGGAAAAACUGGAAAUAGGACCGUUAAGGUAUUCUACGUGAAUGGAGUGCAGAUUUCUCAACCAAAUGCCUGCCAAGCUCGCAAUGGUGUAGUGCACAUUGUCGAUGAUGUCCUGCCCUUCUCCUCAGCCACCAUCAACGACAUUUUAACCGAACAGUCUUCUCGUUUCAGCACUUUCCAGCAACUGGCAGAAGAAGCUGAUAUUGCUGAACUAUUAGAUGUUUCGCAGAAAUCUCGAACUGUUUUUGCCCCUACAAACGAUGCCUUUAAUCCAGAUUUUGUUGAUUGUCUACUUGAGGAUGGCAAUGAAAAAUAUCUUUUUACUUUUGUUCUCACUCAUAUCUCCUAUCCAGCUGAGUUCACAACCACUCUUUCUGAACGUAGUUAUGUCCGAACAUGUGCCUACCGCCAGUCUCUUAUAGUUACCUCAACCGAUGAAGGAGUGAGUAUCACCAACAAUAAUAUCCCUCUUGACGAUACUGACAUCCCUGCUCGUAACGGUGUGAUCCACGCCAUCCCCGAGAUCAUCCAGCCCUUUACUGAUAGAAAAUUGGAGCGAAUUUGUCCAGGCAUCACAGCUACAAUGGAGCCAACAACACCUCCGAUUGUUGUCGAACCUGAGGUCACCCCCGAUCCUGACGGCAUUCCUCCUGGUGGAGUUGUGGUCCCUCCUGAGUCUGUGGGUCGCUAAGAACCAGAACAUUGAACUGACAAUAACUGCUGCAUGAUUUCUUAUAUUUUACUUCAAUUGUUUGUGGUUGUGAUACAGUUACUGAUAGCUACUUACUUUAUGCUGAUUGGCUGGAGAUGUGUGAUAAUCACAGCAAUAAGUUACUUUUUUCAUGAAAAAUAGCAAUACAAACAAA